AUGGUUGAACAGAACGUGGUCGAGGAGGAGGACACGGCGCCGAGGCUGCGCAUGAUGAACCAGUCGUUGAGCCGACACGACACGGUUGAGAAAGCCAUGAAGCAUGGGAGCGGACGGAAUACGUGGGCAGCAGGCCUUCAGAAGCUACUCGGCAGUGACAUCGAGGCCGCGUUCCGCCAGUAUGCGCGCGAGAAGUUCGGCCACCCGGACGUGGUGCCUCAGGUCACUGAGCUCAUCGACGCGGAAGUGGCAAACUGGAAGAGCGUGUCCAGUCGCAGAGCACUGACAACGGGCACACUGGGGAGAGCCAGGUUAGAUAUCGGCGUUGUAACAGAGGCUUGA
This is a messenger RNA of Fonsecaea erecta, 342 nucleotides long. RefSeq lists its product as hypothetical. Bases 1 to 342 code for a protein of 113 amino acids. Lineage: Eukaryota; Fungi; Ascomycota; Eurotiomycetes; Chaetothyriales; Herpotrichiellaceae. The record is from RefSeq and is a predicted model, not a curated record. The transcript has 2 exons.